AUGCUUCUGUCGUGGACGUUUUCGAAGAGAGGCCGCCUGCCUGUGCUAGCAACGAUCGCGAAAAAACAACUACGGCCGAUUUUCACAUCUAGUCACUGUGGACCCAACCUGGCGGUUGCUCCGCGAGGUUGGGUUAAAAUUCUAGAUCCCUUCUCUGGCAGUCAACAAGCCCAGGUCCCGAUCCAGCCUCAAGAUCAUUCCCAGGGCUAUCAGUUCGACCCAUUGCUGCAUCUCCCUGGUAUCUCGCCCUACUUUGAUGCCGUAGGCUUCGGUCUCGAGCACAAGGCUCCGGAUGGCUGCAAUGUCACCGCUGCAUCGUAUCUAGUAAGGCAUGGAGCAAUAUACGCCAAUGACAAGGAGUAUGAGGAAUUCAUCAAACCAUUUCUAUGGAAGCUAGAGAAACACCGCGAGGGGUGGUCCGGCCCUCUCGCGUUCAUGUCGGAGUGGCAGUCGCCUGUUGAGGAAGACAAGUUGGAAGAAUUGACGCCUUCGGGUGCUGUCGAUGCGGCCAAGGUCGGCAAGCAUCUGCUAGAACGAUACGAGGAUUUGGUACCUAACACAAAGCGCAUCCUCGCCGACAAAAAGUCCCGGACUUACGACACUGCCAAGAACCUCAUCACAGCAUGGGCACACAACGACACCGUCGAGAUUGUCCGCGUGACAAAGAACAAGAACGGCGCCAUGGAGGAACUAAUUCCGCACAAAUCGUGCGAUGCCUUUUCAAAAGAGCCUGGCGCAGAGGAACAAGAGACCUUUAUCAACAUGUACGGCGCGAGCGUUUCAACACGUCUGGCUCCGCACAUGCCCUUCAAGCUGACGCCGAAGGACGUUGUCGGCCUUCAGCAACUUUGCGGCUACGAGAGCGCUAUCAAAGGAAAGCGUUCCGAGAUCUGCGCAGUCUUCACCGAUGCCGAAUGGAUGGCAUAUGAAUAUGCAUGGGACCUGAGGUACGCCUACAUGGUCGGACCCAUGAACCCUCUUUCUCCGUACCUUGGCUUCCCGUGGUUGCAUGCCCAGUCCAAGAUCUUCCAGUCCAUCGAUGAGAACGGAAAGCCCGGUGGCAGCUGGCCAGACGAGCAGAGAUUCUUCCUAUCCUUCACGCAUCGCGAGGUUCCUCCGUUCGUCGCGACUGCGCUGGGAUUGUUCAAUUCAUCGUCCAACUCCAGGGAGCAGUUUCCGGCUGACCACAUCAACUGGACACGCGCAUGGCGCAUGGCCGACCUGAUCCCCUUUCUCGGCCACGUAGGCAUGGAAAAGAUGACCUGCGAGCGUGGCGCCGUCUCUGGCGAUGGACCCGGCGAGUUCAUCCGCUUCAUCGCGAACACUGCGCCCCGCCCUAUCCCCGACUGCCAAACUGGGCCUGGCGCAAGCUGUCCGCUUGGCGACUUCGAACAUCUCAUCGGCAAGGGAGCGAAGAAGCACAAGGAUUUUCACAAGGUGUGCGACAAGAAGGACAAGAAGAAUGGAAAACAUGAGUAGGAAACAUGUAUAUGAAAUUGCAAGAUACCCUUAGCGUUUUGCGUAUUAUAUUAAGACUAAGUCAAGAUAGUACUGGUGAUAAUAAACCGCAGAUAUGGAUCGCAGAAUGGUAUCUCUUUGUGGUGUUGACGCAGCAGGUCCUCGAGCUCACAGACUCGAGCGAUUAACAUUUUCUUCUCCAACUCCAGCGCGGCGAUCCCAUCUAUUCCUGGAUCAUGAAACAUAGGCGUGGGGGCAGGUUGUCGACGAAAGUCCGAGAAGGAUUGAGGCAGCGAGACGAUCUCGAGAUUCCCGUGAGGGCCGGUACCUUCAGCUCGCAACGCGACCCUCGAACGACCUGCCCUUCCAGCGACG
Messenger RNA from Paraphaeosphaeria sporulosa, 1833 nucleotides. Its product is annotated as histidine acid phosphatase-like protein. Gene Ontology annotation, molecular function: acid phosphatase activity. Gene Ontology annotation, cellular component: fungal-type cell wall. Lineage: Eukaryota; Fungi; Ascomycota; Dothideomycetes; Pleosporales; Didymosphaeriaceae. The record is from RefSeq and is a predicted model, not a curated record. The transcript has 3 exons. Bases 1 to 1479 code for a protein of 492 amino acids.